UUUCAAUGAAUCGAGGCACUAUUCUGGUGCUCUGAGGGUCAAUGAUGUUGCUGCAAAGGAUAAUUCUUGAAGAAGUAGAUGACAUGCAAAGAAAAAGAACAUUUCUGAAGAGCCAACCAAAUUUCUAGCUGUUUUUUCUCUCGCGAUUAAUGGUUAGAAACAACGGCUGAAACUCGACAACACUCUUGUGCAGGGCUAUAUGUUUUGUGACAGAAAAUAUCAAAUAUCAAUCAACAAUUCGGUUGGAGGGAGAUUAAUGGACUUUUGAACUACUAGCUCCAUACUUGUUUCCCUUUCUGAUUCGGUUUGACUUUGAGCUGUAAUUUUAUGAUAGCAUUCAUCUUGAAGUUGUGUUGAACUUCCACUUCGACAUCUAUUUAUUUUUAUAGUCAUCGCUAUAAAUUCACCAGAUAUCGAAUAUUGCUACCAGACAUAAAAGACCUUGUCGUGUAGCCUCGCAGAUUUCGAGAGACGAGACCUGACUCCUGAAGUUCUAUCAGGUCAAGUUUCCUUCGGAAUUUUCUGAGUGCGAACGCGACAGGAGCUUUUGCUUUUCAUUUUCAUCUCCAAGUUUCAUCACGAUAACGAUAUAGACCUUGUUUUACAGCCGGAAAUCCGAUAAAGUCUCUGGCAAUAACGACCACGACAACGGCUAGCAGCAGCAGCGAAAGUUUAAUAUCGGCAUUGAUUUUCUGCUUCUCCUUUAGUCAUUACAUAACCAAAUUUUCCUCAGUAUCAAUCUAAGCUAUAUUCAUCCGCAAGUUGUACGCGAUAUUCAUAUUUCUUAUUCUUUAUUACGGGCGACCUAAACAAGGCGGCGGGUUUUUGUCGAUAGUUUCUUAUCGGCAUCAUCUUCGCCUUGGAAUAAAAGUAAAACCACGACGAGUUUAAUUUUCCUAAAAUUCUUGUGCAGUAUAAGAACCAACACUAUCUGUGAAGUGAUUUCUUUAGGAAUUUUUUCCAAGAACAGACUGAACGAGCUUGUUUGACGUUUGAUAGAUGAUCCUGCAUCGUUUCUUGGGUUACUAGAUAUUUGUGUAGCUUGUCAGCAGCGGCAGUGCCUGCAAAUGCACUAGCGGCCUCUAGAAAAUACAGAUAAGAUAUUUACUUGCUGCCCUAGUAGAAGCUCCACAACAAUGCUCCUCCGUCUUUCCCGCCCGUUGCACCGUGCGGCAGGCGCCGCGCAGCUGCAGCAGAACGCCAACCCGGCCAUCGUACGGAAAGGCAGCACGGGCCUGGCGCCAAACCAGCAGGCGGUGGACGGCAGGGAGAGGUUAGUCGUUCUCGGGUCCGGUUGGGCCGGGUACCCGUUUCUGCAGACGAUUGACACCAACCAGUAUCAGACCAUCAUCGUCUCACCGAGGAAUCACUUCCUCUUCACGCCCCUGCUCGCCAACGCGGCGACCGGCGGAAGCGACAUCGGGUCCAUUUGCCAGCCGGUAAGGACGCUUUGCGCGAACAAGCAGGCGCGGUUCUACGAGGCGAAAGCGGUGGCGCUGGACAAGCAGAAACAGAUCGUGCAGUGCAAGGCGCUGGAUGGGAGAACCUACCCGCUCAAGUACGACAAACUCGUCAUCGCCUGCGGGUUCCAGGCAAAUGACUUUGGGAUCAAGAACCUGCAAAAGCACGCCUUUUAUCCUGUUGGAAAAGCAUCGCACUAGUGGAUAUAUAGAAAUCGCAUGACAAAUUUUAUCAGCAUGACAAAUGGAAUUUGCAAUGCAGAUUCAUGUAAAGGAAGGGAUUUCUGAUACUGAUGCAUGACUGCAAUAUCAAUUAGUGCGUCGAUGCUUUUGAAAUGCAUACCUUUUUCAUGAAGGAGACCGCGGACGCCAGACGGGUACACGACCACGUGAUGUCCUGCUUCGAGGACGCAUCUAUCUACUGUAAAUUUCCCGUACACGUACAAAUGGAAAUGCUGUCUCUGCAUGAGAAAACUGGGCUUCGAUCCUAGGUUAGCAUGACAAGUGUUGCGCUCCAAAUGGCCCAUUUGAUGGGUGAAAUUUGUGAUGCAUCUUGUACACGUACGGGAAGCUUGUAUUGCAUAGCCUCCACGAUCAUCACACAAGAACCCGUGGACGACCGGCUGCUCAAACGCACCCUGUCCUUUGUCACGGUCGGCGCCGGGCCGACGGGGACGGAGUUUUGCGCCGAACUCGCGUCUUUCAUCAAAAACGACAUCGAGAAGCAGUACCCGUAUUUGGCAGAGUAUGCAAUACAAAUUUCCCGUACAUGUACAAGAUGCAUCACAAAUUUAUUCGCUAAUUUGGAGUGUACUAAACACUUGUCAUGCUAAACUAGGAUCGAGACCCAGAAGUUUUGUCAUUCAGAGACUGCAUUUGUGCGUGUACGGGAAAUUUCCUGUGGAUACAGAGCACUGGUCAGUGCACUUGAUCGAGGGGGGACCGAGAAUCUUGGGUCCGUUUCAGAACGAGCGGUUGCAGACCUACGGGUACCGACACUUGACGGAGACGCAGGGGGUAAGUUGUCUAAAAUGUUACACGCUUCUACAGAUUACACUCAGGCAUGACAAACUUCGCUUAGCAUGCAUUCUAAUAUGCAAUACAAAUUUCAAGAUUUCCGAAAAAAUCUCAGGUCCAAAUCCACCUGAAUUCCCCCGUCGACUCCGUCACCGCAAAUCGGAUCGACCUGAAAACCGGCCAGUCCAUCGACUUCUCCACGCUCGUUUGGUGUGCUGGCAUCAAGGCGCUGCCCUUCGUGCAGAAGCUGGCUUUGACGAAGAACGCCCGCGGAAAUCAGAUCUUGACCGAUGGCCAGCUGAAGGUGAAGGGGGAGGAACACAUCUACGCCAUGGGAGACUGUGCGACGAUCGAGGUAUUAUCAAUGUGAUAUACAACGACCACUAGAGUUGCUAAAGAUGACGAAUGUAGUUUUUUCUUGUCAUCAUGCAGGAAUGAAAUGACACUACACAUGCAGCUUGAUUUGCCUUGCAUAGGCUGCAAGACUAACUUUAUUUAUCAUCCAAAACUACAAUAUCAGGACUACCCGCUCCCCCAGACCGCACAGAUCGCGUCUCAGCAGGCGCUGUUCCUUGCCAAGUCGUUCAACAAGAAGUCGUCGAAAUCUCUCCGGUAUGCAUUGCAAAAGUAUCGUACUAGUAGUAAUUGCAAUACAAAUUCGCGCAGCAUGACAUAUGGAAUUUGUCGUGCUGAUUUGCCUCGGGAACAACGAGAUUUGUAAUUAUGCAUAAACGCAAUUACUACGAGUGCGACACUUUUGCGCUGCAUAUCCGCUUCCAGCACGUCGACCGCGGCAUGCUCGCCUACGUGGGCGGCACUUCUGCGUUGUACCGGGCCCCGAACCCCUUUCCGCAUUUGACCGGGAUGGUAGGGUACUUUACCUGGCGCAGCGCCUACUGGUCCAUGCAGUUGUCCAUGCGAAACCGCCUCCUCCUCGCCUCCGAUUGGAUGCAGCGGGCGGUCUUCGGUCGGGACUUGACACGGCUCGGCCUGGCGUCCGACCCGAUCAACGCCAGUCCAGACGCGUUGACCUCGAAAGUGGAAGAGAAGGAUUUCAUGAUGGCCAAAACGCACGGCGAAGGCCCGGAAGAGGACGAGGAGGAGGACCACAUUGCGGCGGUUGUGUCCAAGGCCAAACAGAACACGGAAACUGCAGCAACGAAUGGCGGCGUGGUCCGUCGCCGCCCGCAGCAGUCGGUGGCCAGUGCGUGAUAAAAAUGCCUGUGGUUUUGAGAAGUAGAGCACCAAAAAUGUUGAAAAAGUGAAAGUACUAGAACUUCUUCAAUUUCGAAGGUAGUAGAUUUUGGAUUUUGGGAACAAUAACGCAAGAAAUAAGUGCAACUCUGAUUGAAGACGCCACUUCGGUUUGCAACCUUCUUCGAGCUUUUUCUCUACCACUAGCUAGUACUCUCGAUCUGCUCUCCGCCUUCGUUUCUGGAUUUUGGUACCUUGUGAGUAGACUCUUGAUGCUUUAUUCCAGUGAGUAUGAUGAACAAAUGAUUCGCACAAACAAUUUUCCGCUCGUAGUUCUCGUCGCCUCUUGAUGUAGUCGCUAGAUUUAGUUCUGAUGUUGAAGGUAUAUUUGCGAUUCAUCCAAAUUUACUUCAACGGUACUUAUCAUGAAAACACUUCUGCAAUGACCUCUAGCUCUAUACGCAGCGGCAGCUACCAUCUUUCUGAUAAUUCUGUGUUGUGAUUAAAAGCGCAAUGAAAUGAAUUAUCGCAAACGAAUUUAAACAUGUGGUUUUAGGUUUUGCGCGGAGGUACAUAGUUUGUGCAAGAGCGCCAGUGAGCUAGAGCUACAGGAAAAUCCGUUGACAUCGUUGUUGAGCUAAGAUUUUUAUUUGGAGUUGAACAUCAAGAAGGAGGAGUUUAUUUUAUCGUAGACACGAUCCAUGUCAUGAUCUGCAGCACCAGCUACAAUCGCUUCUACAUGAACCAACUACAUUGCAAAAACUGUGCAGCACUUGACUUGCAUUGCUUCAUAAAAAAGGACUAGAAUUCCCACUUCAACCGUAACUAUUUUUGACUCAAAAAGUUGUACAUGUACACGACGCAAAAGAAAAACCAACCUUGCCAUCAUCUUCAUCUUUUUUUGAAAAAGAUUCCGACCAUUUUCAGAAGAGAACAAUGCAUAGCUUCUACUCACUGUUUUGAUCGACUUUGGGUUGCAAGAAACAACUUCCCAACUACAACCUGCUCGGGAAAUAGCAUAGAGCAAAGACUAUGAGCAUUGGCACAUCAUGUCGAUUUUUAGUUUGCAACAGGAAGCGUAGUUGUAGCGUAGACUGUCGUGUGUGGCUUUCUUCCAGCGUUUCGAGAGCCUGAUAAAUUCAGGUCUUUCAAGAAACGCAGGAAAAAAGAGCGCAUGCAAAAUUAUUCGUCAAAAUGCACCACGAUCAUCUUCCGCUUUGAAUUUUCCGCACAAAAUUUUCUUGGAAGAGGAUCCUGAUCAGCUUUUUUAAGUAACUCUCUUUGCAACACCGACACACUUAUUUCAAACCCGGGGUAACGACUACUUAACAAUUUUUUCAGCUGUCUUUACGAUGGAUUGCCGAGCUCGUUUGAUAUGAAAUUCUCAAGUGUUGAAAGUGACUUUUUUCCCAAUUUGUCCGAUUUGUUGAUAGUAAAUGCACCUGCUACCUUAUUAUGUUGAAAAUAAAUCAGAUGUGGAGAGCUUUGUCGGUAUGAAUUUUCCCAGGGCUGAUGUUGUUUGCACAGAACUCUGAACCUCCCACACAAAAACUACAUCCAAACUGUUUGUAUCCCAGUACCCUUUUCCCAUUUCACCUUCUAUUUUUUACCCUUUCCAUUUAUCCCCGAGGAGUGAUCAGAUCCUGAUACGACGAACCAAAUUUUCAGUAAACAAUUGCGCAAGGUUAACGUAAACUUUUCCUGUAACAGAAAAUUGUG
This is a messenger RNA of Amoebophrya sp. A120, 5390 nucleotides long. The record is from the annotation of a GenBank genome assembly. NCBI's taxonomy places the organism in Eukaryota, Dinophyceae, Syndiniales, Amoebophryaceae.